Molecule: messenger RNA, 965 nt
Organism: Eruca vesicaria subsp. sativa (arugula)
Lineage: Eukaryota; Viridiplantae; Streptophyta; Magnoliopsida; Brassicales; Brassicaceae
Source: the annotation of a GenBank genome assembly
UCUUUCUCUACAUUAAUUAUCUCUUCCGUUACAUUUUAACCCCCUUUCUAUAUUUUUAUUAAAAAUGAAAAAACUCAAACUCAUGGAUCACUCAUCCUGCCGGAGUAGAUUUCAAGAUCCUCAGUCGCAUGCGCCGGCGAGAACAGUGAAUAAUAACAAUAAUAAUCCGAAGAAGAAAAGAGUCGUCAAAGAAGACAAUGAUGAUGAUGAAAAGAUUGUUUCAAAGCAUACAAGUUAUCGAGGAGUGAGAAUGCGACAAUGGGGAAAAUGGGUCUCCGAGAUAAGAGAGCCAAAGAAGAAAUCAAGAAUCUGGCUCGGUACCUUCUCCACGGCCGAGAUGGCGGCGCGUGCUCAUGACGUAGCGGCUUUAGCCAUUAAAGGCGGCUCUGCUCAUCUCAACUUCCCUGAGCUAGCCUACCACCUACCUAGACCGGCUAGCACCGACCCUAAAGACAUACAAACCGCAGCCGCCGCUGCUGCAGCUGCAGUCACCGUUGACAUGGAGGUAGAGACGUCGUCGUCCUCACCCAUAAGCUCGGAGCCUUCGUCUCCGGCUAUGACCGCAACAGCGGACGAUGCGUUCUCUGACCUCCCUGAUCUCUUGCUCGACGUGAACCACAAAAUAGAUGGGUUUUGGGACUCGUUACCUUACGAAGAACCUUUCUUCUCGGGAAGUUACUAGAAAACAAAGACACUGUAGUUUUGUACCGUAGUGUUUUCUUGUCAUGUGAAAACUUUUUAACGUCAUAAAAUCACCGGUUGGAUUUUUUUUUUUUCUUUUUCUAGAACUUUUUAAGUGGGGGGGACUGUGUGACAUGUAUAAGUAAAAGGCUCUUUGUUUUUGUAGAAAUGUGAACGUCAGUGAGUCAGUGACAAUUGAAAAAGUCCCAUGUUUAUUUGUAGCUCUGUUGUACCUCUAUAUUUACUUUUAGGUUCUGGCUGUCUCUGGCACAAACAAUAGAAGA